AAUUUUUAGAUAAAGGUAAAUGAAGAGCUGAGGACUUUAGGUCUAGCACUCGUCAAGAUGAAGCCGUACGUGCUCCUCUUGGCCCUGCUGCAGUUUCUGGGAUGCUCAGGAAUCCCACUGUAUAAAUCUGAGCUGGAGUCUAUGGCAGAGAGGGGUCUCGGAGCAGCUCUGGCUGAGGUCAACUCUGUGUAUGCUGUCGGCCAUCUUUACCGGGUAACCCGAGGCUCUGUCAAAAGGAUUAUCCCCAUGGGCCUGAACACCGCUGACCUGCUGAUGGUGUUUGUCAUUAAAGAGACAGAGUGUGUGAAGGCUUCCAGAAACGACCCCCAGACAUGUACCUUCAGACCUGGUUUCUUUGUGCCAUCCUUGUCCUGCUCCAGUCGGGUUCGAAUGUCGGCCAGCUCAACCCAGGUGGUGUCUCUCAAGUGCGGCCACGACUCCUCGAGCUCCAGCUCAGAGUCUAGUGAGGAGAUGUUCUCACGACGGAGACACCAGCUCAACAUCCCAUUUGUCAAUAGAGCAGUUCCGGCAUCUUCUCCAACUCCUCCACCCCUCUGGCCUGGUCCUUCCCUCCGUGGCCAGACAGCAGACGUUCGGCCCAGAGGCGACACCUUCACAGAGUACCAGGUGUGAAAGCUCAGCUCAACCUGGAAACAUUUAGGUGCUGAUGAGAAGACAAGCUUGAAUUAAAAAAUGUUCAAUCCCUA
Molecule: messenger RNA, 707 nt
Organism: Anoplopoma fimbria (sablefish)
Lineage: Eukaryota; Metazoa; Chordata; Actinopteri; Perciformes; Anoplopomatidae
Gene: spp2
Product: secreted phosphoprotein 2
Exons: 6
Coding region: 58-633 (191 amino acids)
Biological process (GO): bone remodeling
Cellular component (GO): extracellular region
Source: RefSeq, a predicted model, not a curated record